Messenger RNA from Aedes aegypti (yellow fever mosquito), 1244 nucleotides. Its product is annotated as putative deoxyribonuclease TATDN1. Gene Ontology annotation, cellular component: cytosol. Gene Ontology annotation, molecular function: 3'-5'-DNA exonuclease activity. Lineage: Eukaryota; Metazoa; Arthropoda; Insecta; Diptera; Culicidae. The record is from RefSeq and is a predicted model, not a curated record. The coding region runs from base 226 to 1149 and encodes 307 amino acids. The transcript has 4 exons.
UCUUGUCAAGUCAACGUCAAAGACUGACAACAAAUCCACCGCGCAAAGUUAGCCCUCUUGUCAAGUCGAAUUAUCAAAACAAAGUGCAAUUUUUGGUUACCCAUCUGUUCAUUGCAGUAACUGGUAAUCCCGGAAAUUCUAAUCAUUCUAAUGGAACAGUGAAAUAAAUUGAAAUUUGUGUCGUUCAUAGAAAUUUAUAAUUUUGUAUUUGUUGACUGUAGCUUUAUGAAGAAAAGUGCUUUCGAAAGCGUUCAGAAAAUGCUGAAAAUAAUAGACAUAGGAGCAAACCUGACGGACCCCAUGUUCCAGGGCAUCUACAAUGGGUCUACAAAGCACCAGGCGGAUCUGAGCAACGUCCUAGAACGGGGCUGGAUUGCCGGGCUUCAAAAGGUGAUCGUUACCUGUGGAACUAUUUUCGACUGCGAGGAGGCGUUUAAAAUUGUUAACGAAAAUGAUAAGUUGUACACUACAGUUGGGUGCCAUCCUACUAGAUGUGGCGAGUUUGAGGCUGAUCCCGAAGGAUAUUUCACGUCGUUGUGCAAUCAAAUAGACAACAAUAGGGACAAAGUGGUAGCGAUAGGCGAAUGUGGUUUGGACUACGAUAGGCUGCACUUUUGCGAGAAAAAUACCCAAAAGAAGUUCUUCGAACAACAGCUAAAACUGGCUGAAAAAUAUCAGCUUCCGUUGUUCUUACACUGUCGCAAUGCGCACGAUGAUUUUAUAGAGAUUCUGACUAGGAAUUUGGAUAAGAUACCCAAACGAGGAGUCGUUCACACUUUCGAUGGAUCACUGGAAGACGCCUUAACGCUAAUAGAGCUAGGAUUCUACAUCGGCAUCAACGGGUGUUCUUUGAAAACGGAGGAAAAUUUGAAAGUUGCUGCCGAAAUACCCGAUGAUCGAAUAAUGGUCGAAACCGAUAGUCCCUGGUGCGAAAUACGGCCAUCGCAUGCUGGAUCUAAAUUCAUCAAGACCAAGUUUCCGGCAGUGAAGAAAAAGGAGAAAUGGGACAAAGAUAUGCUUAUUGCCGGGCGAUGUGAACCUGUUUUGAUAACUCAAGUGCUGGAAGUUCUCGCUGGAAUCAAGAACAAACCAUUGGAGCAGCUUGCAGAACAGUACUACAAUAAUACUGUGAAGGUUUUCUUUCCGUGAAUGAACAAAUCGCAACCGAUUUUCGAAAUUAUAUCAAUCUUUUUAUAAAUCGAGCUAAAGGUUAUUCAAACGAAAACAAAUUAUUAUUGAAAGAA